Molecule: messenger RNA, 1744 nt
Organism: Cucumis sativus (cucumber)
Lineage: Eukaryota; Viridiplantae; Streptophyta; Magnoliopsida; Cucurbitales; Cucurbitaceae
Product: extensin
Exons: 2
Coding region: 33-1364 (443 amino acids)
Source: RefSeq, a predicted model, not a curated record
UUGCUUAAGAACUCAGAAGAGCCAAACCAAAGAUGGGGAAAAGAGGUUCCUCAAUGGCCUCUUUGGCCAUUGCUCUUUUGGCAACAUUUCUCUCUUUAACUCUGCCUUCCGAUGCUAAUCAGUAUCUCUAUUCUUCCCCACCUCCUCCUCCCUACAAAAAGCCUUACCACCCACCUUACCACUAUAAAUCACCACCACCACCUCCUCCGGUGUACAAAUACAAGUCUCCUCCACCUCCACCACCGUACAAGAAACCAUAUCACCCACCUCAUCACCACAAAUCUCCACCUCCACCUGUUUACAAGUAUAAGUCACCACCACCACCACCACCGUACAAAAAACCGUACCACCCACCAACACCCAUUUACAAGUAUAAGUCUCCACCACCACCAGUUUACAAAUAUAAAUCUCCUCCACCACCCUACAAGAAGCCAUAUCAUCCCCCCACACCCAUUUAUAAGUACAAAUCUCCACCACCACCCGUCUAUAAGUACAAGUCACCUCCGCCACCACCACCUUACAAGAAGCCAUACCACCCACCAACACCCAUUUACAAAUACAAAUCUCCGCCACCACCGAUUUAUAAAUACAAGUCACCACCUCCACCACCACCCUACAAGAAGCCAUACCACCCACCUACACCAGUUUACAAGUACAAGUCUCCACCACCACCCGUCUACAAAUACAAGUCACCACCUCCUCCACCACCAUAUAAGAAGCCAUACCACCCACCUACACCCAUUUACAAGUACAAAUCUCCACCACCACCAGUAUACAAAUACAAAUCUCCCCCCCCACCACCACCACACAAAAAACCAUAUCACCCACCGUACCACUAUAAGUCUCCACCACCUCCACCUCCUGUCUACAAAUACAAAUCUCCUCCUCCGCCACCACCAUACAAAAAACCAUAUCACCCACCGUACCACUACAAGUCUCCACCACCCCCACCACCCGUCUACAAAUACAAAUCUCCUCCUCCACCACCACCAUACAAAAAACCAUACCACCCACCGUAUCAUUACAAGUCCCCAUCGCCCCCACCACCAGUCUACAAAUACAAGUCUCCUCCUCCACCACCACCAUACAAAAAACCAUACCACCCACCGUACCACUACAAAUCUCCACCACCUCCUCCUCCUGUCUAUAAAUACAAAUCUCCUCCACCUCCACCACCUUACAAAAAACCAUACCAUCCACCUUACCACUACAAGUCUCCUCCUCCACCGCCCCCCAUUAGACACUACCACCCACCCCCGACUCCGGUGAAGCCAUACCACCCACCUCCCGUCUACCACUACAAAUCUCCACCGCCACCACCACCCGUUUACAUCUAUGCAUCACCUCCACCUCCUCACUACUAGACAUUAACCCUAACAAAGGAAGCAAAAGGAGGAUGUCAGAAAAUAAAUGACACGUUCAUAAGAGCUUUAUGAUCUAGAACAGGAAAGCCUGAAGGGUUGCUGCUGCAGUUUGAUAAGUGUUGAAUUUUCUCUUGCUUUUAGGCUUUGUCAUUUUCAUUUUACUUCUUUUUUUUUCCUCCUGUCUCUCUAAUUUUUAUUAGAUGUAAUGCACUACUGUAGUAACAUCUCAAACUAUAUAUUAUAAGAAAGAUGUGCUUUGUAUAAUCAUAUAAAAUUUAUCAGUAUUUGUAUAAUGUAAUGUGCUGCUUCCUUUUCCUUCACCGGCUAAUACAAGUGUUGCUCAUUUCCCAAUAAGCAAAAGAUAGUGUGUUUUCUCUUAA